UCGCUCUCUCUCUCUCUCUCUCUCUCCCACUGUGUUACUCACUCGCAGCCUCCGAGAACAACACCAGCACCUUAGCAUCACCUGCAGACGGACGUCGCACCAGGCGAGAUGUCUCCACUUUCGAGCCGGCAUCUGUGAAAGAUGGGUACGAUGAAAAAGGCUCGCAAGUGACACUCCGUGCACGGAGUAGACAUAACCGCAAGAACACAAAAUCAAAGCGGCCCUGCCUCGUCGGGGGAGAGAUCCGCCAAUAUGAUGGAGAUCCAGAUCGACGAGGUGGUCUAUCAGGAUGACUACGGCUCCGAGUCCGUUAUGUCGGAGCGGGUGUCAGGCCUGGCGCGGAGCAUCUACCGCGAGUUUGAGCGCCUCAUUCGUUGUUACGACGAGGAGGUUGUCCAGGAGCUUAUGCCGCUCGUAGUGAACGUUCUGGAGAACCUGGACUCCGUGCUCACCGAGAACCAGGAGCAUGAAGUGGAGCUGGAGCUGCUCAAGGAAGACAACGAGCAGCUGCUGACGCAGUACGAGCGGGAGAAAGCGCUGCGCAAGCAGGCUGAAGAGAAAUUCAUUGAGUUUGAAGAUGCACUCGAGGGUGAGAAGAAGGAGCUGCAGACGCAGGUGGAGAAUAUGGAGCUGCAGGCCAGGCAAAUGGAGCUCAAGACCAAGAAUUAUGCGGACCAAAUUACUCGCCUGGAGGAGCGUGAAUGGGAGAUGAAGAAGGAAUAUAAUGCACUUCACCAGCGACACACAGAGAUGAUCCAAACAUAUGUGGAGCACAUCGAGAGGACAAAAGCCCAGCAGGUGGGAAGCAACAGCCAGACGGAAGGAACAGGAAGCAUUAGAGCUCAGCGCCAAUCCUGGAAGAAAAGCAGGACAGAGCGACCGCCCUCACUCAGCCUGUUAGCCAACAUGGAUGGGAUGGUACGUGGGUUGCAGGGGGGGGCUAGGAUGACGCCCGGCUCUGACGCCUGGCACACCAACGAGCUCAGCCAGCCUCUCUCCAUCUCCAGCUACAAGGAUGAUGAGUCCGAGUCUGGCCAGUCCUCUGCUGCCGCAACUCCCAGCACGGCUGGCACCAAGUCCAACACCCCUACCUCCUCGGUGCCAUCUGCAGCUGUCACUCCACUCAAUGAGAGCUUCCAGCCAAUCAUGGACUUUGACAUGGCGCGGAACAACAAGAAGAAGGGCGCCAAACGUCUCAGCCGCAAUAUGGAAGUACAAGUCUCACAGGAAACGAGGAAUGUCAGCAUAGGGAUGGGAAGCAGUGAUGAGUGGUCAGAUGUUCCUGAUAUCAUCGACUCCCCACCUGACCUGGAUGUGUGUCCCGACCCCAGGAUCGGUCGCACAGGGAACAGCCCAACCCAUGGAAUUGUUAACAAGGCUUUUGGGAUUAACACGGAUUCGCUGUACCAUGAGAUCUUCACUGCUGGGUCAGAGGUGAUUGGGGACGUAGAUGAGGGCGCAGACUUGCUUGGGGAGUUCUCAGUGCGUGAUGAUUUUUUCGGCAUGGGGAAGGAAGUCGAGAAUCUGCUGAUUGAGAACACCCAGCUUCUGGAGACAAAGAAUGCCCUGAACAUUGUCAAGAACGACCUCAUUGCCAAGGUUGAUGAACUGUCCAGUGAGCAGGAGGUGCUGAGGGGCGAACUGGAAGCUGUGCGGCAGGCCAAGAUCAAACUGGAAACCAGGAUCAAAGAGUUGGAAGAAGAGCUGAAACGGAUCAGAUCAGAAGCACUGGAAGCACGGCAGGACAACAAGGAAGAAAGUGUUGAUUGUUACUCAUCACCCUUACAGGAUGAUGUGCCCAUGGCCCAGCGACGGAAGUUUACCAGGGUGGAGAUGGCCCGCGUCCUCAUGGAGAGAAACCAGUAUAAAGAGCGACUCAUGGAACUGCAGGAAGCUGUGCGGUGGAGUGAGAUGAUCAGAGCCUCACGUGAAAAUCCUCUAUAUCCAGAAAAGAAGCGAUCCAGCAUUUGGCAGUUCUUUGCAAGACUCUUCAGUACUUCCUCAAGUCCACCUCCAACCAAGCGCUCCUCUACUGCAGUUAACAUACACUACAAGUCGCCAACGCCAGCAGGCUUCUCCCAGCGCCGCAGCUACACCAUGUGCCAGAUCUCCACCAGCAAUCCUUUCGAGUGAGUGACUUUUACAUUUCAUUCUUCCACAGUGAAUGUGGCCUGGUCCGCUCGGCGGGAGCAGCGGCUGAGCCAGUAUCGGCAGGUCCGUGAGCACAUGCGCAUGGAUGACGAGCUCAUGCAGUCAUGUGGCUGGAGCCUUCCAUCCCGCUUCAAGCAGCUGAGUCCAAAUGGUGGUCAGGAAGACAACCGUAUGAAAAGCUUACCGGUGCCUGUCUAUUGCCGUCCAUUAGUGGAGAAAGAUCCUACAAGAAAGCUGUGGUGUGCUGCAGGUGUGGACCUGGCUGGCUGGAAACAUCCUGAAGACAGUCCCCUCAAUGGCAUUAAGUCAUCUGCCAGCAGUUCUGACCCACUGAAUGCUGAAGGCGAUGCAGAGGAGAAGGAGAGCAACUAUAGUUCACCAGAGAAGAAAAAGGUAAAGGACUCCCUUUCUAGCCGUGUGUGGAUCAUAACCAGCAAGGCAGCCAGCAAAGUCGUCAUCAUUGAUGCCAAUCAGCCUGGCUCGUUGGUAGACCAGUUCAACGUCUGCAAUGCCCAUGUACUCUGCAUCUCCAGUGUGCCAGCUGCCAGUGAGAGCGACUAUCCAGCAGGUGAGAUCUUUCUGGAGCCGAGUGAAGGGACCUCAGAGGAGACCAGUGGCAUGGAAGGUGUCCUGGCUGGAAUCACCCUCGUGGGCUGUGCCACGCGCUGCAGUGUAGUGCGUAGCAACUGUUCAUCUCGUACAGACACUCCCAUUCUGGACAAGGGACCAGCUGCAGGUGUGCCUCCCAUGAGCAAUGGAAAAAUCAACCAGAUCAACCAGUCCCAAUCAGCCGAGGAGGCGACCGAAGCACAGAAGUGCCUGAGCCAAACAUUUGGUGAAACAGGGAGUACGGCUGCCAGACGGCCAUUUACAGAGCACGUCUUCACUGACCCUGCUGCGUCUCAGGCGGGCGAUGGAGAAAAUCACAGGGAGAAGGAUAGUUCCAAGGAAGAUGUCAAAACAACUUGUUCUGAGGACCAGGAGGACGGAGAUGAGCCGAGUCCUGUUACAAGUGCUGCCCCCACCAUGUGGCUGGGAGCCCAGAAUGGCUGGCUCUACGUCCACUCGGCCGUGUCCAACUGGAAGAAAUGCCUGCAUUCCAUCAAACUUAAGGACUCCGUUCUCAGCCUUGUGCAUGUGAAGGGGAGAGUCCUGGUUGCCUUAGCAGAUGGGACCUUAGCCAUAUUCCACCGAGCUGAAGAUGGACAGUGGGACCUGAGCAACUACCAUCUAAUGGACCUUGGCCGCCCGCAUCACUCUGUCCGCUGUGUGGCUGUGGUACAUGACAAGAUCUGGUGCGGCUACAGGAACAAGAUCCAUGUUAUCCAGCCAAAGACCAUGCAGAUCGAGAAAUCCUUUGAUGCCCACCCAAGGCGAGAGAGCCAGGUGCGCCAGUUGGCAUGGAUUGGAGAUGGAGUGUGGGUGUCUAUCCGUCUGGACUCGACUCUGCGGCUGUACCACGCGCUGACACACCAGCACCUGCAGGACGUGGACAUUGAACCGUAUGUCAGCAAAAUGCUAGGCACCGGAAAACUGGGCUUCUCCUUCGUACGAAUCACCGCACUCCUCAUAGCUGGAAACAGACUGUGGGUUGGCACUGGAAAUGGAGUCGUCAUUUCGAUCCCACUGACUAAAACCAUAGUGUUACCCCGGAGGAAUCCCCUGGGCCUGAGGGCUACUAAAAUAUCCCCGACAUCCUCGGAAGGUGGGCCAUCGGGAGGAGUCAUUCACGUGUACGCCGACGAAAACUCCGAGGCCUCUGCUGGCAGCUUCAUCCCGUACUGCUCCAUGGCUCAAGCCCAGCUCUGCUUCCAUGGGCACCGGGACGCUGUGAAGUUCUUUGUGUCUGUGCCAGGUAACGUUCUUGCCACCCUGAAUGGCAGCGUUCUGGACAGCCCGUCGGAGAACCCCAACAGCACGGCGCCCAGCGAGGAGGAGACGCAGCACGUGCAGAAGGUCCUGGUGCUGAGCGGUGGCGAGGGGUACAUCGACUUCCGCAUCGGUGACGGGGAGGAUGACGAGACUGAGGAAGGAUCCUCCGAAGAGCAGCCAGUAAAGCCCAUCCUGUCAAAGGCAGAACGAAGCCACAUCAUCGUGUGGCAGGUGUCUUACCUCCAAGAAUGAAGCCUCGGCCGGUCUCCAGAGAUACUGUGAAUGACUCGACUCGUUCCAACUUCCUUUCCCAGCCCAGCCGAGUGACUGGAGAUGUGGCCUCUUUGUAAAGGUCUCCUGCGUUCUCAUUUCUUUGUUCGAUCCUCAGAUGGCACCUCUUUCCAUCUGUACAUAGCAUCUGUAUGAUACAUGCCUGGGUGGAGAAGGAAGGGGUUCCUAGUAUUUGUGGCAGGAGGUGACCAUCAGUGGGGCCUCGCGACAUGUGCUGCCAGGUCUUUACCGUCACGGUGUGUGCACAGCAGGUACGGGCGCCACUGGGCUGUUUGGCAUCACUUACCCAAUCCUCCGUGGCAUCUUUCAGCUUGGCUUUGCUCUUGGACUUGUUCCCUUGGGGUGAGAUGAUGGGACCAUAAAAGUCGUGCAAUGCAAGUUCCUUUGCUUGCGUCACCCUUGAGAACCUUAAUGGAUCAAAACCAAAACCCAGCCUUGAAUUUGCGACCCCGGAGCGAGAAGACGGCCAUUGAAGCUUUGAUCUCCUGCAUUCCUUACUGCUGUCAUGUCCGAUACCCGCCUUGUGCUUUAAUGAAAACGGGAGGAGGCGCGUCACCUGCAAACCCAUGGCUUGAUGUCCCAAUCCACAAAGAACAAAAUGUUUUAAGAAAUAACAUUUGCUGUAAAAUUCUGUCCCGGCUUCCCCCCCCAUGUUAUGUAAGAAAAGUGUCAAACAUGUAUUAAACAUAUCUGUGUUACGAAGUACCGCUGAGCAUGGCGCAUCUUUAACGGGCACAGC
Messenger RNA from Erpetoichthys calabaricus (reedfish), 5053 nucleotides. It is a transcript of the gene mapk8ip3, whose product is annotated as mitogen-activated protein kinase 8 interacting protein 3. NCBI's taxonomy places the organism in Eukaryota, Metazoa, Chordata, Cladistia, Polypteriformes, Polypteridae. Gene Ontology annotation, molecular function: signaling receptor complex adaptor activity; JUN kinase binding; MAP kinase scaffold activity. Gene Ontology annotation, cellular component: cytoplasm. The record is from RefSeq and is a predicted model, not a curated record. Gene Ontology annotation, biological process: vesicle-mediated transport.